CCCCAGGAGCCCUUUGUGAGGGGGAGGCCCCAGCUCUGUGAUGGGGGCUGGGUGUGUUAGUGAUACAGGGCUGAGCCCCUGCCCCACUCCCUGGAAGAUGCAUUUCAUCCUCUUUUCUGUGGGUAGCCUGGUGAUCCUGACCUUCUUACGCCCCAGCAUUCCCAGGGAACCGUCCUCAGGGCCUCCCAGAAAAAGGAACGGUGCCAAGGGUCAAGCUGAAGUGAGGGGCUGGCUCAGGAUCAGAAAUAAAAAGAUGGAUCUAAAAGCUUGCCAAAGUCUCCUGAAGAACUGGAGAAUGCUCAGGUCUACACUCUCCUACUGGAAAAGUGAGGCUCUUUCACCUUCUCCCUCGUGUCCUCCUUCCUACCAGGGCCUGGGGCUGAUCUGGGAGGGGGAGGUCACAGCUGGGAUGUCACUAAAGCCCUGGGGCAGGUGUAGGCAGAGCUUUGUAAAGUCAGCGUGGGGUCUCUGGAGGGGCGUGGGCCACGGGUUCGCAGUGCUCCCGGCUGCAGCCUGUGCCUCCUGUCUGCUGCCGGCGCCUGAGGAAGCUCCCUGGGGGGGCAGCUCCCAUCACCUUCCACACCAAGACCGAUCAGGGCCAGUGUACAAAUGAGCACCUGCUAAGAACCACUGGCCACGAGGGCAUGGGAAAGCUUCCCCCACCAGCUUGUCCCCAUAGGCUCCCCCAGCUCCUCUGGCCUCCAUGCCAUCACCAGACCUGAAGACCUCCAUAGGGUCCUUUGAGUCCCUGUCAAUCCUGAGCACCUCCCAGCCACCAGAGCCUUUGUGUCCCCUGAAGCACCCUUCACACCAGCCACAUUUGGGUACCCUAUUACCAAACCCAACCACCUCCAUAAAAUCCUUGGGGUCUCUGUCAUCUCCGAGCUCCUCCCAGCCACCAGAGCCUUUGCAUCCCCUGAAGCAUCCUUCACACAAGCCACGUGGGCGUUCCCCUCCCCGACAUCGGAACCCUGGCUGGGCGUCCUGGUCCGACUCCACCCAGGCUGAUUCUCAAACUGACGCCACAACAUGCCCAACGUGCAAUGCCCCUGAGCGCUCCUCUCUACACAGCUGGUGGGUGCCUUUGCCUUCCAGCCCUCGCGUGAUCCGAGGCGUUGGUUGCUGCAGUGAUCCUGACCUGGACGUCUCCUGGAGCCAGGAGGCUGCUAGAGCCUAGUGCCUCUGCACCUCCUCACAGUGUCCAUUCCAGUGCCCUAAUCUUCCCACCUGCCUACCAAAGGCUUCCUUCGAGGGAGACCCCACAUGCAGGCAGGGGAAGGCAGAGGUCCCACUUUCCUCAGCCUGGAUGUGCCAAAGCUCCCAGACACACAAGACACCAAAAUACCAGACACCACCUUGAACACCGCACAUCCAACAUCCACCAACAAUUGGGACUCUCCCGAGGACAACUUGGAGGACCCCACAGAUGCUGGAAACAUGUGUUCUAAUGGACUGGGAGAGGCAGAGAUGGGGUCCAAAUCUCCAGUCCCUGGAGCCGGUAAAUUUCCUUGGGAGGCUUGGCCCACACAGAGACCUCUUCCACAGUGCUGCACACAGAGACCUCCCACUGCAAUACAAAGGCCUCUGCCAGAGACCUCAUGUCCAUCCUUCCUUCUAGAGGAUCCAAACUCACUUAGAAAAUUGCCAGCAUGGGAGGGAUAACAUCAGCUGUGCCCACCACCGGAGGACAAGACACUUUGGAUCAUUGUCAGCAUUGCCCCCAAAAUGGGCUCUUUGCUAGGGAAGAAGCUCAGGAAUUGUUGCUCUUUUGCGAUGCCAUUCUCUCCUAACAGAACUGCAGAUUCCAUGUGUAGACUGCAAACUUCCGUUCUCCACAGGUUCCCACUAGCUCUACCCCGACCCACAGUUUAGAGAAUCACAACUUUUUUUUUGUUUGUUUUUGUUUUCUGUAAUUGAGAAAAUGCUCUGUUGCCCAGGCUGGAAGGCAGUGGUACCAUCUUGGCUCACCACAACCUCCACCUCCCAGAUUCAAGCCAUUCUCCUGCCUCAGCCUCCCAAAUAGCUGGGAUUACAGGCGCAUGCCACCACACCCAGCUAAUAUUUUUAGUUUUAAUAGAGACCGGGUUUCAUCAUGUUGGCCAGGCUUGUCUUAAACUCCUGACCUCAAAUGAUCUGCCUCCUUGGCCUCCCAAAGUGCUGGGAUUACAGGCUUGGGCCAAUGUGCCCAGCCAAAUCAUAAAUUUUGAACCUCAAAAAAUGCUGCCAACCUCCAAUAAGAUUGAAAUAUUUUCUUUGUCUAAUUUUAAUUAUUGUCUAGUCAAAUGGUAUCAAUGUCAUAUUUUAAAAUUUCACUCGCAGCAAGGCCUGCACUAGAGAGGGGCGACUUCCUUUUUUUGGAAACAUGAUAAAGACCCACAGCAAGUGGACUCUAGAAAUAAACCACCAGAGGCAUGUGGGCUCACACUGGCCUCCAGGGGGCUAUUUUACACAUAACUGUGUCAGGUUUGUGAGACCUGAUUUUUAAAAUGAAGCAACAAUCAUAUAAAGAUUUUCAAACAAAUGAGUCAGAUAUAUGGCAGCAUUUUUAUUUUAUCCUAUGGCAAAAUAAUUCUUCCUAAUUUUAAUAUUAUUUUGUUCCUCAAAAUGUAAUACCUGCAAAUGAUAUUAUCCCUGUUUCCAGGAUUUGACAAAGUCUUAAUGUACAGCCAACAUGACUUAGGCUGAUGAAGUACUUAGAAGGAUUCUAUUUUUUUUUUUUUUUGAGACAGAGUCUCGCUCGGUCACCCAAACUAGAGUGCAGUGGCACGAUCUCAGCUAACUGCAACCUUCGCCUCCCAAGUUCAGGUGAUUCUCGUGCCUCGGCCUCUCCAGUAGCUGGGAUUACAGACAUGCACCACUGUACCCGGCACAAUGAGUUGUGCAAAACUGUAAGGCACAGUGCGCACGAAAGCAACAUUCCCAUCAGCCGCUGCACCUGCAGCUACCAUACAUUACUGUAGAUGAUCUGUAUGUCCAACUUCCAGGGUGACUUGUGCCUUUAAUCUGGAAGAACUAAACAAGUGAGUCCAAUCUAUUACAAAAAUACUGUCAAAUUUCCAGACCUUUUUUUUCUUUUUUUUUUUUUUUUGAGACAGGAUCUCACACUCAGGCUCGUGUGCCGUGCGCAUCACAGUUAACUGUAGCCUUGACCUCCUGGGCGCAAAUGAUCCUCCCGCCUCAGUCUCCCAAGUAGUUGGGACCAACAGGUCUGUGCCAUCAUGCCUGGCCAAUUUCUAGAUUAUCUUUGGUAGAGAUCGUGUUGCCCAGGCUGGUCUUGAUCUCCUGGCCUCAAGUGAUCCUCCCACCUCAGCCUCCCAAAGUGUGGGAUUACAGGCAUGAGCCACCAUGUCUGACCUUGGUUUUGAAAUAGAUUUUUAUUUAAAACAGGUUUCAUGCUGAUUUCCAUAAAUCAGGCACUCCAGAACACAAUGAAUAGGGUGGCAAUUAUAUGUUGACUUCUUUUUUUUUUUUGAGACGGAGUUUCACUCUUGUUACCCAGGCUGGAGUGCAAUGGCAUGAUCUUGGCUCACUGCAACCUCUGCCUCCUGGGUUCAGGCAAUUCUCCUGCCUCAGCCUCCUGAGUAGCUGGGAUUACAGGCACAUACCACCGUGCCCAGUUAAUUUUUUGUAUUUUUAGUAGAGACGGGGUUUCACCUUGUUGACCAGGAUGGUCUCGAUCUCUUGACCUUGUAAUCCACCCGCCUCGGCCUACCAAAGUACUGGGAUUACAGGUGUGAGCCACCUCGCCCGGCCAUAUGUUGACUUCUUAACACUCCAAGAGAUAAAGAUCUUUUCCAAAUAAGCAAAAAAACUAGUCAUUGUACAAUAUUAGCCUCUAAGAGAAAUUUCCCUUUAUAGACUACAAUAUUACUGACAAAAGUUUUAUGCAUUUUUUUUUUUUUUUUUUUUUUUUUAACCAAACCAAACCAAACCAAAAAAAAAAAAAGGCAGGGCACCUUUUUUUUUUUUUUUUGGGAAAAAGAGAAAAAGAAGGGGAAAAAAAGAAAAAGAGGGAAAAAGGAGUAUUACUUCAUUCCUAAAAUGGGUUUCAAUAAUGGCCGAUCAAUAUUUUGAGUGUUUAAAGUGGUUAAUGCAUAUUUUAUGUGUUUAAAAUGAAGACCUCUAUUGUGUUUAUUUGUUCUGGCUCUGAGUUCAAAUCCUGGAUAUCGUUAUCAAUUUGUUGUCUCAUUGAAUCUAAAUCUCACUAUGUGUCUUAUGUAUCUGGGUGUUAAGAUCUCUUAUUGUUACAUUAAUCCUUUUACCCUUGUAUCCUUAUAGCUUUGAAAUCUAUUUUGUCAAAUGUGAAAAUUGCUACUCCUGCUUUUUAUUUAUUUAUUUUUGCUCUCCAUUUGGUUGGUACGUUUUUUUUUUUUUUUCCAACCCUUUAUUUUGAGUCUAUGUAUAUCUUUGGAUAUACCGUUGGAUUUUGUCUGUAUCUUUUGAUUGGGAGAUUUGGUUGAUUUAACUUUAGGGUUGCUGCCAUUUGAUAUUAACUGGCUAUUUUGUCCUUUUGUUGAUAAAAAUUCUUCUUUAUGUUAAUGCUCUUUACUUUUUGGUGUAUUUUUAGAAAGGAUCAUACUGGUUGUUCCUUUCUGUGUAUAAUGCUUCUUUUAGAAGUUCUUGUAAAGCAGGCCUGGUGGUAAUAAAAUCUCUGAGUACUUGCUUGUUCCUAAAAGAUUUUAUUUUUCCUUCAAAUGUAAAGCUUAAAUUGGCAGGAUAUGAAAUUCUGGGCUGAAAGUUUUGUUCUUUAAGUAUAUUGAAUAUUGGCCCCCACUCUCUUCUAGCUUGUAGGGUUUCCGUUGAGAGAUCUGCUGUAAGCCUAAUAGGCUUACCUUUAUGGGUAACUUAAUCUUUCUCUCUGGCUGCCCUUAAUAUUUUCUCCUUCGUUUCGAUCUUGGUGAAUCUAACGAUUAUGUGCCUUGGGGUUGGUCUUCUUGAGGAAUAUCUUUGUGGUGUUCUCUGUAUUGCCUGGGGUUGAAUAGUGUCCUGCUUUGCUAAAUUAGGAAAAUUUUCCUGGAUAAUGUCCUGGAGAGUAUUUUCCAGCUUGACUUCAUUCUCUCCGUCACAUUCAGGUACACCAAUCAAGCGUAUAUUAGGUCUUUUCACAUAGUCCCAUAUUUCUUGGAGACUUUGCUCAUUCCUUUUUAUCCUUUUUUCUCUAUUCUUGUCUUGUCGUUUUGUUUCAUUAAGUUGGUCUUCGACCUCUAAUACCCUUUCUUCUGCUUGAUCCAUUCGGCUGUUUAAGCUUGUACAUAUUUCACUCAGUUCUCGUGUUGUAUUUUUCAACUCCAUAAGUUCAUUUGUAUUCCUCUCUAUAUUGUCUAUUCUUUUCAACAUUUCAUCGAACCUUUUUUCCAAGUUCUUAGUUUCUUUACAUUGGGUUAGAACAAGUUCCUUUAACUCCCAGAAGUUUCUUAUCAUCCACCUUUUAAAGCCAACUUCAGAUAAUGGAACACAGUCCUUUUCCAUCAGCGCUUGUUCCGUUACUGAUGAGUGCUUUUCCAUCAGGGCUUGUUCGGUUGCUGAUGAGUCCUUUUCCAUCAGGGCUUGUUCCGUUGCUGAUGGGUUCUGAUUUUGAGUAUACUCGGCCUUCUUAGGCUGUUUUUUUCCCUUCAUUAUAGAUGAACCGCCUUUCUAAUUAGUUUUCUGAGUUGACGUCCGACUUUGAUUCCCAGUGCUGGGAUCCGAGCCACCCACUGUGGCAGCCUAAAUAGCAGCAGUAAGACUGAUGGUGCUCUUCUGCCCGGGAAUCUCUGGUCUGGCUUCCCUCUUGAGUCCGCAACAAGCGGCUCUGACUUCCCGGAGCUCCAACUCUGGUCAGUAGGGGAAGCAGUCCCGUUGGCUCUGCGUGAAGAGCUGCUGCGCCGAGACGCCGGCAAAACCGCUGUGGCGGCCACAAGAGUCGCGCUGGCGACCCGUGGGGCUCCUCCACUGGGAAUCGGCUAAUCGGUGAGUGGCGAAAAUUCGUCUAAAGAUGUGGCGUCGUCUCGUUCUCUGAGCUUUCACUGGGAGCUACAAUCCUGAGCUGUUAGUGGUCGGCCAUCUUGAAUCGAUCUCGCAUUUUUGUUUUAUAAAGAACUCCACAGGAAGAAAUUUCCCCAUUCUUUCCCAGUAGACACCGCUACAUCUUCUGUCACACACAAAUCAUUGGCACAGUACAGCAUGUCCAGAUGCAGAGAAUCAAGGGGUUUCAUAAUUGCUUCCCUAACAUAUGCCCAGAGGUUGGUCAGAUUUGUAGCCAUUCUUGUAACAGGAUUAAUCUUUAUAACUGUGCCCUUGCCUUGUGGAUGGUUUUUAGUUCCAUUCCAAAGAUGAGCCAGUGUCUGGGUUACUCAGAGGUGUGCCAUGGCGCCCUCCCUUGGCUGUUUUGUAAUAACCAGAACAGCCCAUUUCCCUGUGGACAGGCAGGCCAAGCUCUCCACGUCCCAGUACCACAGUUAUGCAAAGGAUACGGAUGGAACUCACAUUCAGAAAGCUAGAAAACAAGGCUGUGCCAGGCACAGUGGAUGAGCAAUGAGAGCUGCUAAUGUCUUUUCUAGAAGCAUGAGUGACCCAGCUCUUUGGUUCUGAGCAUUUCUGUGCUUUAGCGUUUCUCUCCCUUAUUCACAGUAAAGACAUCUGCAGCUCUGCCUUCCUCCUGAGAUCAGAAACUGGAGCAGCCACCACCUGCUCCUGAGAUUUUCACAAUCUCUGCCAUUUGUUAGCAAUGACCACUUAGCCAGACGUCUCAGCGCAGUGAUCCCCCUUAAACCACAGCAGCAAGGCCCCACCACCCUUUCUUUUAAUUCCCACCUUAAUUUGAUGCUGGUAACACUUUGUUUACCUAUUUCCAAUGGCAACAAAUAUUAUGUAGAAUGUGCACGUUUAUUUUGUAGACUGUGGUCCCUGGACUGAAAGAACUCUCCACCUACCACAUCUGUGACACGCGUAAAUCACUCAGUGUCUCCAAACUUAAUAUCCUUGAUGUGGAAAACAGGGAUAGAAGCUAAUAACACUGCAGGGCAGGAGACAUGCGUUAAUAUAAAACUCUUGGCAUGAUUCCUACUGCAUAGUUUUGCUAUUAUCAUUGCUUGUAUUUUUGGUGCAUUUUAACCAACUUAGUUUUAUUUGUUAAAGUACAGUACACACAAUUGUUUCUUUUUUUACAGAAUUAAUC
This is a messenger RNA of Callithrix jacchus (white-tufted-ear marmoset), 7156 nucleotides long. The record is from RefSeq and is a predicted model, not a curated record. NCBI's taxonomy places the organism in Eukaryota, Metazoa, Chordata, Mammalia, Primates, Cebidae.